AUGGCAUCAGCUGCUGAGAAGAAACGUUGUGCCCAAUGCGGUAAAGCCGGAGAGAUUGUCGUAUCCACAUGUGAUGGAUGCCAACAGUUAUCCUGUGAUAAGCACAUUAACGAACACCGGCAUGAGCUCGCCAGACAAAUUGAUAACGUCGGCCAAGAACAUGAUCUUCUUCAAAAUUUAAAUGGAGAAAAUGAUGCGCAUCUUAUUCUAUCUCGUAUUGAUGCGUGGGAGCAAGAAUCGAUCACGAGAGUUCAAGUAGCCGCAGAAGCAGCUCGAACAGAUCUGCGAGAAUUGAUUAGUCGCACGAAGAACGAACGAAAGGCUUUAUUAGGCAAGCUAGCCGAUGAACUCCAAUCAAAUCGAAAAUCGGACGAUUAUACAGAAAAUGACAUUAAUAGAUGGAUUCAACAAUUGAAAGGACUUCGAGAGAUAAUGGAAAAGCCGUCGAAUGUUGAGAUUGUGGAAGAGAGCAAUGGAGCAUCUAUUCACUUAAUCAAAGUGAGAGAGAAUUGUAGCCAACAACAGCCACACGCUUUUCUUUCUGAAAGGUUUGACAAAGCAGUCGGAGCAGUCGCACUGUCACAAGACGGACUCAUGGCUUGGCAUGUGGAUUACAUUGGGAGUAACGGAAGCACUAGUGGUGUCAAUCUGUACUCGUCUGGAACACAUCACAUUCGCUUUCGACUCGAAGGAGACUGGGGUCAUUGGUUUUUUUCGGGCAUUAUUCCCUCGUCGCAAGAGAUGGUCGCAGACGCCUCCAGAUCACGAUCAGUUUAUGGCUGGUGGGACUUCGAAAAUACUGUUAUCAACGGUAAGCAACAAUCGGUUGGAAAAGCCGAAUUCAUUGAAAAAGACGACGAAAUGACCUUGACAUUGAAUUGUGGCAAAAAACAGAUUGAGCUCGAACACCAUCGAACCAACUCGCUUACUCAUCUGCCUGUCGAUUUGCGAGUGUGUCCUUUUCCAUGGAAAUUACUCGUCGGAUUCGACUGGCGAGGUGGUUGUGUACACAUUCUACGCUAA
Didymodactylos carnosus is the source of this 1023-nucleotide messenger RNA. Lineage: Eukaryota; Metazoa; Rotifera; Eurotatoria; Philodinida; Philodinidae. The record is from the annotation of a GenBank genome assembly.